UUUGCUCGCAAUCGGGCCUCAAACACAUACGCAAACGACACGCGGGGAGAUAAUGGCGGACUCGACUACGGAGAUUGAUCUCGAUUCGGUCAUUGACCGGCUACUGGAAGUCCGAGGCAACCGACCUGGCAAACCCGUCCAACUGCAAGAAUACGAAAUCAAAUACCUUUGCACGAAGGCCCGAGAGAUUUUCAUCAACCAACCCAUCCUUCUCGAGCUGGAAGCCCCCAUAAAGAUCUGUGGCGAUAUACACGGUCAAUAUUACGACUUGUUGCGACUGUUCGAAUACGGCGGGUUCCCACCAGAAGCCAACUACCUCUUCCUCGGCGAUUACGUCGAUCGGGGGAAACAGUCGCUCGAGACCAUCUGCCUACUCCUCGCGUAUAAAAUCAAGUACCCCGAAAACUUCUUCAUAUUGCGAGGCAAUCACGAGUGCGCGAGCAUCAACCGCAUCUACGGUUUCUACGACGAGUGCAAACGACGGUACAACAUCAAGCUAUGGAAGACCUUCACGGAUUGCUUCAACUGCCUUCCCAUCGCUGCCAUCAUAGACGAGAAAAUAUUCUGCAUGCACGGCGGUCUUAGUCCGGAUCUGCAGUCGAUGGAGCAAAUACGACGGGUGAUGCGGCCCACCGACGUCCCCGACACCGGUCUGCUUUGUGAUCUCUUAUGGUCAGACCCAGACAAGGACAUCACUGGGUGGUCAGAGAACGACCGAGGUGUUUCCUUCACGUUCGGGCCAGACGUUGUGUCAAGGUUCCUGCAGAAGCACGACAUGGACCUGAUCUGUCGUGCGCAUCAGGUGGUGGAAGAUGGCUACGAAUUUUUCGCGAAGCGCCAACUAGUAACGCUCUUCUCCGCGCCGAACUACUGCGGAGAAUUCGAUAACGCGGGUGCGAUGAUGAGUGUGGAUGAGACUUUGCUGUGCUCCUUCCAGAUUCUCAAACCGGCGGAGAAGAAGGCGAAGUACCCGUAUGGGGGGAUGAACCUUGGUCGACCGAUGACACCCCCGCGUAAACAGAAGAAGAAGGACGGGAAGAUGUAGACUGCGGCUUGCGCCGCCAUGUUGUCUCAUAUAUCCUUCCGUUUUUAUUUCCUGGUCUGUUUGCGUCUCACCUCCCCAUUAAGGUGGCGAAUAGGAUGCACGUGCGAGAGCGGCGGUGAUGUGAAUGGUGGCAAAGGCAGAGUGUGCGGCGCGAUCGGGUACGAUGAACAUCCGACCCAGGCGCGUGCUCCGCGCAGGAGAGGGCACUCCGACCGUGCUGUUGCGGCUGCUGGUCGCCGAAGCGGCAAGCUCACGCAAGGGCGAGAUAAAACGAGCGAACGAUGCAGCAGCAGGCGUGCGGCGCAUUCGGACUCGAACAGAACACCUAUCCCCUCCUCCCCCGCAUUUCCCCGUUCCCCUCGUUUUUUCGAUUACGCGAUACUGCCGCUCAUUUCUAUCCCUCAUCCGACCCAAGCAGACAUACGCUCUUGACGACGCGCAUGUUAAACCCCUCGCCGGCCGUGGACGUACAUCGCCUUAGAUGCAACUGCACCGUUGUUGUUCGCCACCUUACACACGUCUUUCGCCCCGCCAAUUACGCAACUGCCGCCACGCCUACGCUCGAUACUAGUCGCUUGUACUCUGAACCUAGUUUACC
Molecule: messenger RNA, 1643 nt
Organism: Punctularia strigosozonata HHB-11173 SS5
Lineage: Eukaryota; Fungi; Basidiomycota; Agaricomycetes; Corticiales; Punctulariaceae
Product: serine/threonine-protein phosphatase PP1
Exons: 7
Coding region: 53-1045 (330 amino acids)
Cellular component (GO): cytoplasm; nucleus
Molecular function (GO): protein serine/threonine phosphatase activity
Source: RefSeq, a predicted model, not a curated record